CGCUAAUCGAAGGCACUCGCGACGAGAAGGGGCAGCAGAGCGGCAGGAGCGGCUGCACGAGGCGCCGUGUGCUGGUUUGGGCGCAGCUUAAAAUGAAAGCAACCUCUACGUUUCACACGGACUGAACUCCACAGCGGAUAAAAGGAUGUGAAUCCCUCCCAUGUUCACUUUUCCUGGGAUGAGUCCAGCUCCACUGGCUUGUGAACGUGAUAGUGAUGGAUGAAAUGACGGAGGAGUCAAGGGGGCAGACGGAGACCAAUCCUGGUUUGUUGGACAACGUGGUCCAGGUCAGUGUUGACGCCGACGGGAUUGUCGUGGAAUUAGAGGACGCUGAGGAUGAACCACCUCCUGAUUGGCUGGAACCAUUGGAGGAGGACUAUGUUGAGGAUGGCAAAGAAGGGGUGGAGAGUGAAAGGAGCACUCAGACAAGAGCCAAAAGGGGUGGAUGGCGUAAAGGAAAAAGGCGGAAGGUGGUUUUGGAUGAUGGGUGGCUGGACUGCCCUGACCUGGGCAAAGGCUGGAAGAGAAAAGCGAUCUAUCUCCGCACAGGCCCUGCCAUGGGCAGAAAAAUAAUGCACUACAUGAGUCCAAAGGGCUUCCGAGUCAGGAGUAAGAAAGAACUUAACAGACGUGUCAAGGUUGACUUGACUCACUUUGACUUCAAUCAAGGCAUAUUUGUGGAUGGUGUUAUCACAACAAAGUGUCGAAGAUCCACACGUUCCAGCCUUUCUUCCUCCAAGGCCAACACUCCGAACCAUAACAUGAUCCGCACUCCUGACAAAUUGACCAGAACCCCUCAGAAACCCCACCUCACUCCCAACACCCUGGCAGCUAGUGUGGUUACACCUUCAGCCUCCAAUGACCCUUACAACAGCCCACCACAGCUCACUCGAGUUUCGCCAGUAGCCCCCCAGGCCCAGCUACCCAGCCCUUCACCUUCUCUAAGAUUGGGUGACCUCUCGCCCCAAAUUCUCGGCCAUUUUACCACUCCUGAAAAAGGCAAGGUUGCUCUGCUUGCCCACUCCUGGCUCCAGUCCCCUCUGGCCCCUCUAAGCCCAACUGAGACCCCUGAGAGAGACCCAUUCACACAUGCCAGUGCACUUACAAGCUCUCCAGGCUUCCAACUGCCACUGGACUCCAGUGCAGUGCUUAACGGAGGAAAUCGGGAGAAUGGUCUCUCUCUCAGUGGCUGUGCAAACUGUGGCUGCAAAUACCCUGGCACUGGCAGUGGAGAAGAGCUGUGUCCCAAAUGCACAUCGAAGAAGAGGCAGCGUUCUCCUCAUAUUAUCUUUAAAAAGGUGGGGCAAGAUAAGUGGGUGGUUGGGAAAACAAAAACCGAAGGCUUCCUGAAAAAGAAGAUUUCUCCUCUGGGAAAGAAACAUUACGCUUCUAGCUUGACGGCCAAACGGGUAGAAAAGGAAAAAAUGAAGGAAAUCAAGAAGCAGGACAGUGAGGAUGAUGACCAUGUGCCUGAUGGUGCUGAUGACGAUGACCAAGAUUUUGGGCCGAAGAAACGCAAACGGCGGAUGUGUGGCCAGUGUAAGGCCUGCCUCCGUGACCAGGACUGUGGCAAAUGUGAUUUCUGCAUGGACAAGCCCAAAUACGGUGGGAAAAACAAGAAAAGGCAAAAAUGCCGUUAUCGCCAAUGCCAGUUUCACUCUCGCCUCAAGACUUGGCGAAUAAUGAAAUUCAAAAGGCGUUUCAGCUUGGUCGACGAGGGCGAAGACAAAAGGGCUGAUGAAAAAGCUGACGAACCGGAGGCCCGAAAGCACGGCACACCUCGGAGGAAGCAGAAAAUGAAACGCCGCCCGUGGGACAAUGAUGUUACGGACAAUGAAGACAAUGACGAUAAUGAGGAUGAAGACCAGCGUCCCAGGAGGAAAGGGCGACGGGGCAGAGGGAGGAAACGGAGGUACAGUCUCAAACAAGAGGAAGACGAGGAGGGUGGUGAGAUGGGCAGGCCUGAGAUUGAGGAGGAUGGACUGGACGAUCCAGAGGAGGCCCAGUUUGUGUUAUGUGAUGAUGGCAAUAAUGUUUUUUACGAGGAGCUCUACCCAAACAGCUACUCACCCAGUGCACAGAAUGGCACUGUGGACAUUGUGGAGAGCAGUGGUGCUCAGUCGGGCACCGUGGAGUCCAGCCAGUCUUCUCAGGACUGGGUCUGCACUGUGGCAGGCUUUCCUCAGGGUUCCCAGGCGCUGGGGUCUGUAAAGCUGAGCAGCAACGGCCCUGUACAGUUCAGCGAUGUUCUGGACAAGCCUGCCCCUCUGCAAGUCUCGAACGUCCUGAGCAGUAACGAGCAACUGAGUGAGGCUUUGAAUAGGAGCUGGCUGGAUCUGAUCCAGGUGGAAACGGCCAUGCCACAGGUCAUCCCAGCACCACAGUUUGCACCAGAGCCUCCAGAUGACACGCCGUCGAUCACGCAGAUCUACAGCCUGGCGGACAUUAAAGAGAAUGACCCGACCGAGGACCCGGGCCUGCUGGAGCUGCUGAGCUCCCUGCGGCGCACCGUGCUGCCAGCCCACUGGGUGGGUGUGAUGGCCAAAGGUCCACUGCUGCAGCUCUUCCAGUGCUCCAAGCUCUCGCCCAUGGCUGACACCGUGCUGCAGAUCGAGACAGACUUCUACUAUCAGAUCAACGUCCAGAACCAACCGCUGCUGCUCACGCACCCCAUCUACGAGCGCCACCCGCAGCGCCUCACCUCCGUCAGCCUGGUGGUAGCACUGCUGCUGGACCUGGAGGGGCUGACUGUCUGUCAGGGCUACCAGAGCUUCGAGGCAGGGCCACGUCAGGGCCCGCUGCUGUGCGCCCGUGCUGCACUGUGCCAACUGCUCAUCCCGCAGGAUGAUGAGUGCUGUGAGAGGUGUCUGCUACCUGCUGAGGCCUGA
This is a messenger RNA of Colossoma macropomum (tambaqui), 2888 nucleotides long. It is a transcript of the gene mbd1a, whose product is annotated as methyl-CpG binding domain protein 1a. The coding region runs from base 216 to 2888 and encodes 890 amino acids. Gene Ontology annotation, molecular function: zinc ion binding; DNA binding. The transcript has 17 exons. NCBI's taxonomy places the organism in Eukaryota, Metazoa, Chordata, Actinopteri, Characiformes, Serrasalmidae. The record is from RefSeq and is a predicted model, not a curated record.